Messenger RNA from Blumeria graminis f. sp. triticale, 6291 nucleotides. Lineage: Eukaryota; Fungi; Ascomycota; Leotiomycetes; Helotiales; Erysiphaceae. The record is from the annotation of a GenBank genome assembly.
AUGGAAGGUUCAACAAACGGCCCACAUACGGGCGUGAACACACCGCGGUUAGCAUCCUCCGUUCGGCCUCUCACACUUAAUCACGGAAGUCUUGAACAUACUAUCCUUUUACCUACCAACCUUCAUUACCAUGCAUCUCAAACAAAAGAAAGCUUCCUGGCCACACUUCCACCCCAGACCGAAGAUUUUGCCCAUGACGACGAGCCAUCCUCAGAAGCAGAACUUGUUGCACGAUACAUGGGAUACUUGGCAAGGGAAGUAGAAAAUGGAGAAGAUGAUGCCCAGGGCUCGUCCGCCAAUGUCUUGAAGCUUGUCCUCAACGAAUUCGAGCGCGCAUUCCUCGGCGGAAACGAAGUACACGCCCUUGUAUCACGUUUACCUGGUAUUCAGAAAAAAAAGUUAGAAGUAAUAAGAUGUUUUUUCUCUGCCCGUAAUGCUUCCGGACGUCCAAUUAAAAAUCACCAGUCUGCUCUAUUUCGAGCUGCCACUGAUAAGAAAGUAAAAAUUUACAGUAUUUUUGGCGGACAAGGAAACAUUGAAGAAUACUUCGAAGAGUUAAGAAGUAUCCAUAACACAUAUCCGGACCUAGUAGAAGGUCUAAUUGCAUCUGCUUCCGAUCUACUUCAGGGAUUAUCAAGAGAUCCUCGAUCAGAAAAGUUAUAUUCAAAAGGAUUGGACGUUCUUGGAUGGCUGCAACAUGCAGAGGGAACGCCUGAUUUAGAGUACAUGAUAUCAGCUCCCGUUAGUUUUCCACUCAUCGGCUUAGUACAACUCGCACACUACACAGUUACCUGUAAAGUAUUGGGAAUCACCCCGGGUGAGUUACGGCAAAAAAUUAUCGGAACAACGGGACACUCGCAAGGUAUCGUAUUGGCUGCUACCAUUUCCGCUGCGGAUUCGUGGGAUUCGUUUCAAAAAAGGUCAAUUGAUGCGCUCACCAUCCUCUUCUGGAUCGGAGCCAGGAGUCAACAAAUUUACCCAAGGACGUCUCUAGCACCAUCAAUCUUGCAGGAUUCAAUCAGCCACGGCGAAGGCUCACCAACGCCAAUGUUGAGCAUCCGAGAUCUAUCGAGGGCGCAAGUUCAACAACACGUUGAUGCCACAAAUCAGUACCUUCCAGAAGACAGGCAUAUAUCGAUAUCCUUAAUUAACAGUGCGAACAAUCUUGUUGUCACAGGGCCUCCCAUUUCUCUUUACGGAUUAAAUUUACAACUUCGUAAAGUUAAGGCACCAACUGGUCUCGACCAAACACGUAUCCCGUUCACAGAACGAAAAGUUCGAUUUUCAAACAGAUUUCUUUCUAUCACUUCUCCAUUUCAUAGCAAAUACUUAAUUAAUGCAACAAAAUUGAUUGAUGAGGACUUAAAAAAUGUGAACCUGGAUAGCAAGAAACUUGUUAUACCUGUAUAUGAUACAAACACAGGAAAGGAUAUAAGGUUGUCGACUAGCGGAAACAUUGUACCUACUCUUGUUAGACUAAUCACUCAGGACGAAGUAAACUGGGAAAAAGCCACUGAGUUUCCACAGGCUACCCAUGUCCUUGAUUUUGGACCUGGCGGUGUGUCUGGCCUUGGCGUUUUGACAAGUCGUAAUAAGGAUGGCACUGGCGUUCGUGUCAUUCUCGCAGGUGCAAUAGAUGGUACAGUGUCCGAAGUUGGAUACAAAGAUGAACUCUUCGAUCGUGAUGAGGACAACGCUGUCAAAUUUGCCGUUGACUGGGUAAAGGAACAUGGCCCACGAUUAGUAAAAACAUCCACAGGACGAACAUUUGUCGAUACUAAAAUGAGUCGUAUACUUGGGAUUCCGCCUGUCAUGGUUGCAGGCAUGACGCCUUGCACCGUCAAGUGGGAUUUUGUAGCUGCAACAAUGAACGCAGGAUACCAGAUCGAACUCGCUGGUGGUGGAUACUACAACGCCAAAAAUAUGACUGAAGCCCUGCGGAAAAUCGAAAACUCCAUCCCUGCUGGGCGCGGUAUCUCUGUUAACCUUAUUUACGUUAAUCCUCGAGCUAUGCAGUGGCAAAUUCCCAUGUUGGGCCAGCUUAGGGCGCAGGGUGUGCCCAUUGAGGGUCUAACAAUCGGUGCCGGAGUGCCAUCAAUUGAGAUUGCUCAAGAGUACAUCGAAACACUAGGUCUCAAGCAUAUAUCAUUUAAGCCUGGAUCUGUAGACGCUAUUCAAUCUGUAAUAAAUAUUGCCAAAGCUAACCCAAGUUUCCCGGUUAUGCUACAAUGGACCGGUGGUCGUGGUGGCGGGCACCACUCGUUUGAAGAUUUUCAUCAGCCAAUCCUUCAAAUGUACGGCCGAAUUCGCAGAUGUAAUAAUCUCAUUCUUGUGGCUGGCAGUGGCUUUGGUGGUGCUGAUGAUACUUACCCUUACCUAACUGGUGCAUGGUCGGCCAAAUAUGGGUACCCACCUAUGCCUUUCGAUGGUUGCUUAUUCGGAAGUCGAGUAAUGACAGCUAAAGAGGCACACACUAGCAAGAACGCGAAGAAAGCCAUCACUGAAGCUGAGGGUCUCGACGAUUCGGAAUGGGAAAAAACCUACAAGGGACCAGCCGGAGGAGUUAUCACAGUCAGGUCCGAAAUGGGCGAACCAAUACACAAGCUUGCGACUAGAGGUGUAAAAUUCUGGGCUGAGAUGGACGCAAAAAUUUUCAGCCUUCCAAAAGAAAAGAGAGUCGCGGAACUGAAAAAGAAUCGUGAUUAUAUCAUCAAGAAGUUAAAUGAUGACUUUCAGAAAGUUUGGUUCGGACGAAAUAAAGAGGGCGACGCUGUUGACCUAGAAGAUAUGACCUACAGCGAAGUCGUAUAUCGCAUGGUAGAUCUUAUGUACGUGAAGCAUGAAUCACGGUGGAUCGACAAGUCUUACGAAAAACUGACCGGUGACUUUAUACGACGCGUCGAAGAAAGAUUUACAUUGGAUACAGGAUGCACAUCUUUGCUUCAAAAUUAUGCGGAAUUAGAUAAUCCGUAUCCUACCAUUGAUAACAUUCUUUCUGCCUAUCCGGAGGCUGCAUCUCAACUUAUCAAUGCUCAGGAUGUUCAGCAUUUCCUACUUCUUUGCCAAAGGAGAGGACAAAAGCCAACAACUUUUGUUCCCACACUUGAUGAAAACUUUGAAUUCUUUUUUAAGAAAGAUUCUUUGUGGCAAUCCGAAGAUCUUGAAGCUGUGAUAGACCAAGAUGUUGGACGAACAUGUAUUCUACAGGGACCCACUGCUGUAAAAUAUUCUUCUGUGGUCGACGAGCCUAUCCAAGAAAUCUUAGAUGGGGUCCACAAUGGACACAUCAAGUCCCUCACCCGUGACUUUUACGAUUCAAAGGAAGAUCUAAUACCCGUCGUUGAAUACUUUGGAGGCAAAGCUGAAGGAAGUGAAUCGGAACUUGAUGUCGAAGGUUUGGUUGUUUCUCACAACGCAACGAAGUCAACUUAUCGGCUCUCAAUGUCACCAUCUAUAGCAAUGCCCCCACUUGAAGAAUGGUACUCUUUGCUUGCCGGACCCAAGAAAUCAUGGAGAUACGCACUUUUUUCCUCAGAAGUUUUCGUACAGGGCAAAAAGUUCCAGACAAAUCCAAUGAAGCGAAUAUUUACUCCAGCCCGUGGAUUACUUGUUGAAAUAUGUUAUCCAAAUGAUCCGUCGAAGACGGUCAUAACUGUGUUUGAGCAACCCAGACCCAACAAGCAUAUCAAGGUCAUUGAAAUCAACCUCUCUGGAAGAAAUGAAAUUUGUGUCGACAUGAUAAAAGAUACCACUGCCAUUGGUGCUUCAAUAUCUCUCCCAUUAAAAUUCACAUAUCAUCCAGAAGCCGGCUAUGCACCUAUCCGUGAAGUCAUGGCUGAUAGGAACGACCGAAUUAAAGAAUUUUACUGGAAAGCUUGGUUCGGAAAAGAAUCCAUAGAUCUUGAUGCACCCGUGACAGGUAAAUUCAACGGUGGAAAGUCAAUUAUCACAUCAGAAGCAAUCAAUGAUUUUGUACAUGCUGUUGGAAACACUGGAGAAGCAUUCGUUGAUAGACCAGGUAAGGAAGUAUUCGCGCCGAUGGAUUUUGCAAUUGUCGUUGGAUGGAAAGCCAUCACGAAACCAAUUUUUCCCCGAGCAAUUGACGGAGAUCUCCUGAAACUGGUACAUUUAUCAAAUGGGUUUCGAAUGUUACCUGGAGCUGAGCCAUUGAAGAAAGGAGACGAAGUCGAGACAUCUGCUCAGAUAAACGCAGUCGUCAUUCAAGAUUCUGGGAAAAUGGUUGAGGUUUGCGGUACAAUAUCUCGCGAAGGAAAACCUGUAAUGGAAGUAACAUCUCAAUUUCUGUACCGUGGGACCUACACUGACUUCAGCAAUACCUUUCAACGAAAGAUUGAAACUCCCAUGCAAAUCCAUCUAGCAACUUCCCGCGAUGUAGCUGUGCUACGAUCAAAAGAGUGGUUUUGCCUCGAUGAGCCUGACCAUGAGCUUCUCGGCCAGAUAUUAACCUUUCGCCUACAGAGUUUUGUCAGAUUCAAGAACAAAACAAUGUUCAGUAGCGUGGAGACAACAGGUCAAGUUCUCUUGGAGCUCCCAACAAAGGAGAUCAUACAAGUUGCCUCUGUAGAAUAUGAGGCCAGCGCCUCUUAUGGUAAUCCCGUUGUUGAUUACUUACAAAGGCACGGCUCUUCUAUUGAACAACCAGUCAACUUCGAGAACGCGAUUCCUUUAAGCGGAAAGACCCCCCUAAAAAUUAGAGCUCCUGCAUCGAACGAGACAUAUGCCCGUGUCUCUGGCGAUUAUAACCCUAUCCAUGUCUCCCGCGUCUUUUCUAGCUAUGCCGGUCUACCUGGAACCAUCACCCAUGGAAUGUACUCAAGUGCAGCAGUCAGAAGCCUCGUUGAAACAUGGGCUGCUGAAAACCACAUAGGUCGUGUCAGAAGCUUUCAUGCAUCGCUUACAGGCAUGGUACUUCCAAAUGAUGAGAUCGACGUCAAUCUUCAACAUGUCGGUAUGGUUGCAGGGAGGAAGAUAAUAAAAGUUGAGGCAAGCAACAAAGAGACAGAAGAAAAGGUGUUAAUAGGAGAGGCUGAGGUCGAGCAACCUGUAUCAGCAUAUGUUUUUACAGGACAGGGCUCCCAAGAGCAAGGUAUGGGAAUGGAACUUUAUGCAAGCAGUGCUGUCGCGAAGGAAGUAUGGGAUAGGGCUGACAAGCAUUUCAUGGAUAACUAUGGCUUUGCAAUUACUAAUAUUGUCCGAAAUAACCCCAAAGAACUUACUAUUCAUUUUGGUGGUCCUCGUGGUAAGGCUAUUCGUCAGAACUACAUGUCAAUGACUUUUGAGACCGUUGGUGCCGAUGGCUCUACCAAGUCAGAAAAAAUAUUCAAGGACAUCAAUGAAAAUACUACUUCAUAUACUUACAUGUCACCCACUGGCCUUCUCUCUGCGACCCAGUUCACUCAACCCGCGCUGACUUUGAUGGAAAAAGCUAGUUUUGAGGAUAUGCGCUCCAAGGGCCUAGUUCAGCGUGAUAGCAGCUUUGCGGGUCACUCACUCGGAGAGUACUCAGCGCUAGCAGCACUGGCCGAUGUCAUGCCAAUUGAAAGUUUAGUUUCUGUUGUAUUUUACAGAGGUCUUACGAUGCAGGUUGCUGUCGAGCGGGAUGAAUCUGGCCGCUCGAAUUAUUCAAUGUGUGCUGUUAACCCCUCGAGAAUCUCAAAGACUUUUAACGAGCAAGCCCUCCAGUAUGUUGUCGAGAAUAUUGCAGAGGAAACCGGCUGGCUUCUUGAGAUUGUCAACUACAACAUUGCUAACAUGCAGUACGUCUGUGCCGGAGAUCUUCGUGCUCUGGAUACUUUAACCAGUGUAACGAAUUAUUUGAAAGCACAAAAAAUUGAUAUUCAACAACUUAUGCAAACUCUCUCGAUUGAAGACGUAAAGGCUCACUUGGUGGAGAUAAUCAGCGAGUGUGCUAGUCAAACGAAAUCCAAGCCCGCUCCAGUGGAGCUAGAGCGAGGCUUUGCGACGAUACCCCUCAAAGGUAUCGAUGUCCCAUUUCACUCGACAUUCUUACGAUCUGGCGUGAAACCAUUCCGAUCGUUUCUUCUCAAGAAAAUUAACAAAACUACUAUUGAUCCCAGUAAACUGAUUGGCAAAUACAUUCCGAACGUCACUGCAAGGCCCUUCGAAUUAUCCAAAGAGUACUUUGAGGAUGUCUAUCGUCUUACAAAUAGCCCAAAGAUAGGUGCGAUAUUGGCAAACUGGGAGAAGUAUGAAGAUGGAACUCCCACGUUGACAGGACCCCAUGGAGUUGGUGUUAACGGUAGUCAUUAA